UCGCUAGCAUUUUUCUCCAUUUCUAAAACCCUAGAGCAAAACACCACAGUAAUUCAAAUUGGAGAUUAAUCUCUUCUGGGAUACUUUCUUUUGAGAUUUCAUUUCAUUGCAUCAACUUUUUUUUUCUGGGCACUUUCAGGAUAAAUGGAAGUUCAAAGUGAGAAGAAAAGCAAAACACCUUCAAAUUUCAAUUGAUUUAAUAGGCUUUAAUGAGUUUAUACGGUGUUAGAUCUUUGGUUUUGGAAUGAGUCCUGCUUUACAUCCUAAACAUGUAGCCGCAGUUGUAAAAUACCAAAGAGAUUCGCUCAAAGCGCUUGAAAUGUUCAAUGCGGUAAAGAAAGAAGAUGGGUUCAAGCACACUUUGUUAACCUAUAAGUGCAUGAUUGAGAAGCUUGGGUUUCACGGGGAAUUUGAGGCUAUGGAGAAUGUACUCCUAGAGAUGAGACUGAAUGUAGAUAACAGGCUGCUUGAGGGAGUUUAUAUUGGAUGCAUGAGAAAUUAUGGACGCAAGCAGAAAGUUCAAGAGGCUAUUGACGUGUUUGAGAGGAUGGAUUUUUAUAAUUGCGAGCCAACAGUUCUAUCAUAUAAUGCAAUCAUGAAUAUUUUGGUUGAAUAUGGACAUUUUAAUCAAGCACACAAGGUGUAUAUGAGAAUGAGAGACAAAGGGGUUCUUCCCGAUGUGUACACUUUCACCAUUAGGAUAAAGUCAUUUUGUAGGACAAAGAGGCCUCAUGCCGCUUUGAGGCUUCUUAGAAACAUGCCUUUGCAAGGAUGUGAGAUAAAUGCAGUUGCUUAUUGUACAGUAGUUGGAGGGUUUUUUGAAGAGAACCAUCAUAUUGAGGCAUAUGAGUUGUUUGAUGAGAUGCUUAGGCUAAGAAUUUCUCCAAAUAUCACUGCAUUUAAUAAACUUAUACAUAUUCUCUGUAAGAAGGGGGAUGUUCAAGAAAGUGAAAAGCUGCUGAAUAAGGUUAUGAAGAGGGGAGUAUCUCCAAAUUUGUUUACAGUCAAUAUCUUUAUCCAAGGGCUUUGUAGAAAAGGUGCACUCAAUGAAGCUGUUAGUCUAUUGAGCAGUGUGACUAGGGAAGGUCUGAAACCAGAUGUUGUUACGUACAAUACCUUAAUAUAUGGUUUGUGUAAGAGUGCCAAGGUUGCUGAAGCUGAAAUAUUUUUGCAUAAAAUGGUGAAUGAAGGUUUGGAGCCUGAUGGUUUUACCUACAAUGCUGUAAUUGAUGGAUAUUGCAAAUUGGGUAUGGUACAAAAAGCCGAUAAGAUUCUUAAUGAUGCGAUUUUCAAGGGUUUUAUUCCUGAUGAGUUCACGUAUUGUUGCUUAAUUAACGGGUUAUGCCAGGAUGGUGAGACAGACCGAGCUAUGGCUGUAUUUAAUGAGGCUUUGGGAAAAGGAUUAAAGCCUAAUAUUAUUGUGUAUAACACCCUUAUCAAAGGGUUGUCUCUGCAGGGACUCAUUUUGCAAGCCUUGCAUCUGCUGAAUGAGAUGUCAGAAAAUGGUUGCAGUCCCAACAUAUGGACUUACAAUAUAGUUAUAAAUGGAUUAUGCAAGAUGGGGUGUGUCUCUGAUGCUAAUAAUUUGCUGAAUGAUGUGAUUGCCAAAGGCUACCUUCCUGACAUUUUUACAUUUAAUACUUUGAUUGACGGUUACUGUAAGCAGUUGAAAAUGGAAAAUGCAAUUGAGAUUCUAAAUCAAAUGUGGAGCUAUGGUGUUAGUCCUGAUGUUAUCACAUAUAACUCAGUGCUGAAUGGCCUCUGCAAAACUUCUAAGUCAGAAGAUGUGAUGGAAACUUUUAAAGCCAUGAUGGAGAAGGGGUGCAUUCCCAAUGUAAUCACAUACAAUAUACUUGUAGACAGCCUCUGUAAAGCUCGGAAAGUUAAUGAAGCAUUGAACUUGCUUGAGGAAAUGGAAAAAAAGGGUCUUGCUCCAGAUACUGUUAGUUUUGGUACACUGAUCCAUGGCUUUUGCAAUAAUGGAGACUUGGAUGGAGCAUACCGGCUGUUUAGAAGAAUGGGACAAAGAUACAAGGUUUUUCAUACAACAGCAACAUACAAUAUUAUGAUUAAUGCUUUCUCUGAUAAGCUAAAGAUUAAUAUGGCUGAAAAGCUUUUCCAUGAAAUGGGUGUAAAUGGCUGUACCCCAGACAGUUACACUUACCGUGUCAUGAUUGAUGGCUUCUGCAAAACAGGAACAGUUGAUUCUGGUUAUGAUUUCCUUCUGGAAAUGGUUGAGAAAGGGUUCAUUCCAUCUUUAACAACAUUUGGACGGGUUAUAAACUGUCUUUGUGUAGAGAAAAGAGUUCAUAAUGCAGUUGAUCUCAUCCAUCUGAUGGUAGGAAAAGGCAUAGUUCCUGAGGUUGUGAACGCAAUUUUUGAGUCAGAUAAAAGGGAUGUUGCUGCUCCUAAGAUCGUUGUAGAAGAUUUGUUGAAAAAGGGCCAUAUAACUUAUUAUGCUUAUGAUCUCCUUCAUGAUGGAGUUAGAGAUAAGAAACUACUAAGGAAGCUUCAAAGUAGAUAAUGUCAUGACUCAAAGAGGGAUUUGUAUUAUUUUGAUCAAUCAGUUUCGGAUUUAGAAAGUGGAAAGGUUUGUUUGAUAGUGGAAGCUGGUGGCAUCUGAAAAGAUGUUAAUGAAGGAGCAUGCAAUAUUCUGCUUCAAUUCCUUCCAUUCUUGCCUCAAGCUUUGAAUAUCUUUCUCAGCCAAGGUAAAGAGUAAAUAUGCUAUGCAGCUAUCAUGACCCUGGAUUGUAUGCCAGUGAAAGUAAAGAAGGAAAACUGCUUCCUUCAAGUUUGUACUCUUUGUACACGAUCUUCUCUGAUCAUUUCCUAGUGAAUUGGACUUGGAGAAACUGAGGCUCUCGAAAAAAGGAUUCAGAGCUCGCAGAUGAAGAUACACCGAAAAGUGGAGAAUAGAGGCUUUCUUUUUCUAUCUGUUUUGUUAGUUCAUUUUUAGUCACAAGAAAAAAAAUUUUUAAGCCAUUAUAAAGUGCAUUACAAUAAUAAAGAUAUUGUGUGGGCUAAGGAAAAAUUGAAAGUGCAUCCUAUGUGAUAACGGCUUUGUACAAUGUUUUGUUUGCACCAAAAGGA
Molecule: messenger RNA, 3090 nt
Organism: Durio zibethinus
Lineage: Eukaryota; Viridiplantae; Streptophyta; Magnoliopsida; Malvales; Malvaceae
Product: Pentatricopeptide repeat (PPR) superfamily protein
Molecular function (GO): protein binding
Source: RefSeq, a predicted model, not a curated record